This is a messenger RNA of Suillus subaureus, 1401 nucleotides long. RefSeq lists its product as uncharacterized. Gene Ontology annotation, molecular function: sterol binding. The transcript is spliced from 11 exons. The record is from RefSeq and is a predicted model, not a curated record. Gene Ontology annotation, cellular component: cytosol; cortical endoplasmic reticulum; membrane. Lineage: Eukaryota; Fungi; Basidiomycota; Agaricomycetes; Boletales; Suillaceae. Bases 1 to 1215 code for a protein of 404 amino acids.
AUGAUGGGCCUUUUCAGCCAGGCUGGAUCCCAUAUCAAGAGGGCACGCGGUCUCUCCGUGGAUGAUAGGGCGCCAGAAGACACAGAACCCGACGAUACUUCAAUCCUCGACGAGAAUGAAGGAUCUGUCAUCCUUUCGCUGAUAUCCCAGCUCAGAGUUGGGAUGGACCUGUCCAAAGUAACCUUUCCUACGUUUGUGCUUGAGCCCCGAAGCAUGCUUGAGCGCAUCACGGACUUCAUGUCGCACCCGGAUCUCAUAUUCGGUGCUGAGAAUUGCGACGAUCCAGAAGAGCGAUUUACUCGCAUCCUUCAGUAUUACCUCGCUGGAUGGCAUAUCAAGCCCAAGGGCGUAAAGAAACCAUACAACCCCGUUCUUGGAGAAUUCUUUCGUUGUAGGUACGACUACCCGAAUGGUACACAAGGUUUCUUUGUCGCUGAGCAAGUGUCACACCACCCACCAAUCUCCGCAUUCUUCUACAUUUCCCCUGCGAAUCGCGUCUGCAUCGUCGGGGAGCUCAGACCAAAGUCUAAAUUCCUUGGCAACAGCGUCUCUACCACCAUGGAGGGUGAGAAUAGAAUCAUGCUUAUGGGCGUCCCAGACGAUGGCGAGUACGUAGUAACGAUGCCUAAUAUGUAUGCAAGGGGGAUUCUAUUCGGCAAAAUGGUACUGGAGCUAGGUGACACGUGUGUAGUGAAGAACGAGAAGAAUAGACUAUUCUGCGAUUUGGAGUUCAAGACAAAGGGCUUCUUCUCUGGAACAUAUAACGCAAUAGCUGGACGUGUACGUCGGGGAAACUCAGACACAGGCGAGGUGUCAGGGCGGUGGAGUCACGUCAUGGAAUUCAAGAGCAUCAAGAGUGGAAGCAAACGCGUGCUAUUUGAUGCCGCGAAAGACGGACAAAAUAUAGCACCGAAAUAUGUACCGGACGUAGAACAACAAGAACCAUACGAAUCACGCCGCCUAUGGAAAGACCUUACGCAGGCUAUCGAGGAGAGGAAUAUGGAACGUGCCACGGAGGCCAAGAGCGCAGUGGAAGAUGCCCAACGCGAACUGCGCCGCAGACGAGAGGAGAGUGGCGAGAAAUUUGUUCCUCGCUACUUCGAGAAACACGACGGACGGUGGGAGCCUAAGCUCAAGAUCCCUCGAGGUGAUUCUUCUGAAGCUAUAGACGCAGUGCAAACCUGGAUAUGGCCGCCCACGACAGAAUGGCGUUGACCUGACAUGUACUUUUUCAUUUUGACGUUUAUCUGCUUUUGCUUUGUUUGUGUCUACACCUACCAUCACAUUUACAUCUUAUCCCACGCAGUUGUAACAUAAUGCGCAUCCGUUGGAUUGUACCUGUAGCAAAAAUUGAAGGGUAUAUAUACGACAAUGGAUCCAAUGACAACACCAGAUGUGAAA